Fopius arisanus is the source of this 5628-nucleotide messenger RNA. It is a transcript of the gene Usp47, whose product is annotated as ubiquitin specific protease 47. The transcript has 4 exons. Gene Ontology annotation, biological process: protein deubiquitination. NCBI's taxonomy places the organism in Eukaryota, Metazoa, Arthropoda, Insecta, Hymenoptera, Braconidae. The coding region runs from base 181 to 4581 and encodes 1466 amino acids. Gene Ontology annotation, cellular component: cytosol; nucleus. The record is from RefSeq and is a predicted model, not a curated record. Gene Ontology annotation, molecular function: cysteine-type deubiquitinase activity.
UAAAACUAGAUGCACACACCUGGUUUGACGAAAACAUGGCGUAGAGCGACAGAAGUGAUUUUGUUACACAUGUGUCAGCGAUUUUUUUUGCCGCUCAUGUAUUCCAAUUCUACUGAUCGGACCAAAUUCUGACCAACGUUGGAAACGAUCGAGAAGCCCUAGAUUACCAUAAAAACGAAAAUGGUGGUGGUGGCAAAAGAUUGUUUAUUCUUUGACGAAUUGAUGGGCCCGUUCGCCAGGCACACUGAUUUAACGCCUCCAGCAGUUAAUCGUAAAACGGUAGUAGUAGUAUCAGGCCUCGCAAACAUCCACGCCAGAGUGCUGGGGCCUCUAGACGACACCACGAAUGAAAAAUCAGUUUUGUUCGGUCAAAAAGCCACAGCAAGUCAACUCUACAAUGCAAUAUCGUACCUCUACAAAGACUACUCCUCUCCUGACUCCUUCAAUCUCGUCCUGAUGUACAAAGACAAGGAGUACCCUUUAAAAUUUGAGAAUAAACCGAUUCCAAAUCUCGAUUUGGAGCCCUCUCAAGCCCCACUCCAAGGCUUCUACGCCGCCAACAUCGGUGUCAAUCAAUAUCCUGAAAUCGUCAACGGAGACACACACAAAAUCGAAAAAGAUACUUCACACAAGACCCAAAUCGAGUCCACUAGAAUAGAAUCACCACUGAAACAUCCUAAGGAAUUUUAUCUGAUGGAUGUAGUACCUUCUGACUCUUCUCCCCUCAAUGCCAGAAGUUUCUUAGUCUCUUCUUCGACUGUACUUGAAGAGCUCUACAAUAACAUCAUCUUCGUCGGCGCUUCCCGUCCCACAGAAUCCACAAUAAGGCUGCACUACUCAACUGAUCUAUUUGGAGACUACACGGAGAACGUAUUAGCGACCACACAGUUAUUCAGUAAUGUCGAAAGUCUUCGGAAAACGUUGGGAAAAAUAGAUUUUGAAUUCAAUCGACCAAAUCAAAUUCUAUCACUCGAGUUGAUGCUUAAUCUCUCCGAAUCGAAACCCGUUCUUCCCGCAAUAAUAAUGAAUGAUUUGUUCAAUCACCAGGAAGAAUCAUCCCCCGCGUCACCAAAAUUCGUUUCAAUUCUGGCUAAAAUGAAGAUGGGUGAUGAAGCAAGAGUUGAGGCUCAGGACUUUCAGGCUGAGGCUAAAUCAGAGAUGGUAUACGUUGGUCUGGUGAAUCAAGCAAUGACUUGCUAUUUGAACAGUCUUCUCCAAGCUCUCUACAUGACCCCAGAGUUUCGGAAUGCUCUUUACAAUUGGGAGUUUGUCGAUGGAACUGAAAAGGACAAAGCUAGCAAUAGUAUUCCUUAUCAACUACAGAAACUAUUUCUCAACCUGCAAACGUCGACAAAAACAGCCGUUGAGACGACAUCCUUAACAAAGAGUUUUGGAUGGGAUUCAACAGAAGCCUGGCAGCAGCAUGAUAUUCAAGAGUUGUGUCGAGUGAUGUUUGAUGCUUUGGAGCAAAAAUUCCAAAAUACUCAACAGGCAGAUCUCAUCAAUAGACUCUACGAGGGUAAAAUGAUAGAUUACGUAAAGUGUCUGGAGUGCAGGACAGAGAAGUCACGAGAGGAUACAUUUCUUGAUAUUCCCUUGCCAGUCAAACCUUUCGGGAGUAAUGUAGCUUAUAAUAGUGUGGAGGAGGCCUUGAGGGCAUUUGUGCAACCUGAAACACUCGAUGGAACUAAUCAGUAUUUCUGCGAGACGUGUAACAAGAAGUGCGAUGCACACAAGGGUCUCAAGUUCAGUAAAUUUCCCUACUUAUUGACAUUACACCUCAAGCGUUUCGAUUUCGACAACAACACUUUUCACAGAAUUAAAUUGAAUGACAGAGUUAGCUUUCCAGAUGUUCUCAAUUUGAAUUCUUUCGUUCCCUCUGACAAUCAAGAAUCUCCAACUGCUGAGGAGGAUGCUGGUGUCGGGGUUAAAGGCGACGAUGGGUCGACCACUGACAGCGGGGGAUUGGACGAGUGUCCUCUGAAUUCAAAUGGAAUAAAUGAGAAUGGAAUUACCAGCGAACCCAGUAGUGAGCAUUUAAAUAAUCACGAGCAGGAUGAUUCAACAGAGGCAUGGCAGCAGCACGAUGAUGAGGGAAUCGACAUGAGCAAUGGGCCAUCAACAUCGACCACAGAGCACAGUCAGGAGGACACUCGUCAUCAAUCAGCUAGUGGCCCUUAUGUCUACGAAUUAUUCUCAAUAAUGAUUCACAGUGGUAGUGCCAGUGGCGGUCAUUAUUACGCCUACAUCAAGGACUUCAGAACCAACGAGUGGCUGUGCUUCAACGAUCAGAAUGUCACUCCAAUUACUGACGAGGAUAUUCAAAAAACUUAUGGAGGAGGACCGACUAGGGGUUACUACAGUGGUGCUUACAGCAGUAGCACCAAUGCCUACAUGCUUAUGUACCGACAGAUCGAUUCUCAACGUAAUUGUUUACCAAUGGAGGUCGACAAUUUUCCUAACCACAUACAGGAUUUAUUAGUUAAAAUGAAGGAGCAUGAGGAGGAGAGAAAACCUUAUGACAGACCAGCACAGAUGUACAGGAUAAAGAUUUACGUACGUCAUCCUGUUGAGAAUACUAUGAAAUCGAGAAAAUUAUUUUCCGUUCCUGAUGAAACGUUGGCAGAGUUGACGGAGAAGGCUUGGAAAGCCUUGGACUUGGAAAAUGUCGUGGAUUUGGAGCAGUGUCGUCUUGCGACGUACGACGUUCUGUCAGCAACGAUUGAUUCAACGUUUGAUGAUCAGGAACAGGAGCCACUGGGUAUUAUUCUUCAAGAGUAUAGUUUAGAUAUGCUAUUAGAAAUUCGUAAGAAGGAGGAACAAUUUGAGCAGUAUGAGCCAGGGGGUCUUGGUACCCGAGUCUUCCACAUUGACUGCGUUGAGGAAAAAAUUAUCGAUGGGCCAAUUUACGUCAGGGGAUAUCGCGCGCAAACAGUUAAGCAGUACAAAGAGCAAGUGGGUGAAAUUUUGAAUAUAAAUCCAGAUAAAAUGGUGGUAGUUCUUCAAAAAUAUCCAUCAGGUGUCCGGGUUAUUAUGAAUAAUGGUAAUCAAUUGGUAAAUGAAGGAUUUCUCACUGGAGUACGAGUAUUUGUUAUGGAUAAAACGGAUAACAAUUUGGCGGAGUUUAUCGAUAAAUUUGAAACAUUAAUUUGCCUUGAUGUUGAAUUACCUGACACGAGCGAAGAAGUGUUGGAGGAAUUGGGAAUUCAAUCGUUAGAGAGUAGACAGAGGGAGCUUAAAGAGUUGAAGGAGCAAAAGGAGCUGAAAGAAGCUGAGAAAAUAGAUAAUCAGAAGAAGAAGAGUGAAGUGGGUGAGGCAAGUCAGCAGAAAGAGGAAUCUCGAGAUCAAGCGAGCAACUCGUGCCCUGAGGCUUCUGCCUGUGAUAAUGAGGAGUGGCAGGAGCAGAGUAAUAGUGAAGACAGUAGCCUCAGUGAUAGCGAUAGAACACUCGUUGGAAAUGCCUCAGAAGACGAUGAAAUUGGACUUGUGACUGUCGAUGAUGAGUGGUAUCGCCACAGCAAGUCUAUAAAUGAAAAGACCGAUUGGGACAUGGAUCACGAGGAGGAGAUGGGUUAUAUUUUCAAGGCUACACCUUAUGAUAAAAAUAAUCAGAAACAUCUGAGGGUAAUUGUGGACAAGAGGAUGAAGUUCUGCACUUUUAGAAAACACCUAGAGCCAUUCGUUGGUGUACCAAUGGAGAGUUUCAAAGUUCUGAGACAAGCACUCGAUACUACUGAUGUUGAUUAUAUGAGACCCACGAGUUCAUUGAGAAUUUGGGAUGACGAGGAGAAAAUUAGUAUAAAAUUGGGCAGAGCUCUGAGGUCUCAUGAAUUUAGGGUUAAAGUAUUCGUUUUGGACCUGGAAAAUUCUAGUAAAUCUUGUGAGGCUUUGUUUGAAGCCACUAUAUCGAAAGAUGCUACGGUGGGUGCUGUGAAAAAACAGCUGUUGGCUGAAUUGCAACGAAAACACGGUCAGUCCAUUGAUUUUGAACAGUGCAGACUUAGGAAAAAGGACCUUCAGAAUCCAUCCAAAGUUCUACUGAAUGAACAGAAAAUAAGAGACGUUGGAUUCAUGUCACAGCCUCAGCUGUUUAUUCAGGAGUGGUGGGAAGGGGGAAAUGUUACUAGUACUAAUCAGAUUUUGGUGAUGGUGGCGAGGGUUUCGAUGAAUGACCAAUUUUUGGGAUCCUUUCAAGAAAUUGUACUUGAUGAGAAGAGUUAUGAGGAGUUGGCGAAAAAAAUUAUGGCAUUAUCGAUGAUAAGGUUGGAGAAUUUACAGCUUACCAAGGGAAAGUGGCCGUGUAAUUUGUAUGAGACGCGGUUGUAUUGGACACCUGCUAAUCCGCCCUUGCAACUUGGAACACUUGAGGAUGGUUCUUGUAUUCUUUACAGAGAUCGUGAUGAUCGGUGGUCAUCGAAUUUUCAUGGGGAGUCCACGGGGGAUUGUGACUUCGAAAAAAGGAGAUCAAAGUCAUCAGCGCGUUUCAGAUUAACGUCUCGUCCAAAAGGCCCCAGAGGUUACAAAGACGCCGAGAGCCCGAGACGCGAAAAAGCCCUUAAAAUAUAUCUCGACGAUAAAUGAUCCACCUGUGAGACUGUCAGUAUUGAUCCAAUCUCGCAGAUCCACCAGAUUCUGCAGAUCACACAGUGCUGAACAAUUUUUAUUUUUAUUUAUUUUUUUUUCUCUUCUAAUGAUAAAAGAAAAAAAUAUGAUUGGUACGUGACUCGCCAGCCAAUUUUUUUUAUUCUUCAUGUAAGAAAUGGGAGGAGAGAAUCCGCACUCUCCUCUCUUCAUCAUGUUUAGUUUUUUUUUUCUUUCGUCAUUAUUACUACUCGAAAUAUCAAUCAUACCUGUAAUUACGAAAUGGAAUCCCUCUUUUUCCUUUUCCUCGAGCAUUUACCCUCGCAAUUAACGUGCAUAUUCACUAAAUCGAGCUUACGGAAUAAAAAAUGAAAAGAUUAAAAGAAAUACCGUGAUAUUUACAAAAUAAUAUUGAAAGGUAUUUUCGUAGGUAAUUGGAAUAAUUAGACUCUGUGGAGAAAAUUGGGAGAAUAAUAGCCGAGGUUAAAUGAUUAUUUUUUAAUGACUAAAAUUAAAGGAAAAAUAGGGAUUUCGGAUGAAAGCAGUUUCCUCCUCAAAUUUAAUCGACGAUCAACUAUACCUUCUAUCUGUAUCAUACGCUGUAGUUAUGAAAGAAAUUAUAUUUAUAAUUAAUUAUUCAUGAUUAAAGAAAGGAAAAAAGCUGAAAAAAGAAAAUAUACAAAGCUUCAUUGGACUUUUUAGUCUUUGGUAUGUUUUUCAUUAACUGUAGAGUAAUGAAUGGCAGAAAGUUAUCAGAUGUAAUUAACCAUCUUGUUAUUUUCUGUCUGAUUAAUUUGAUUUUGUUUUGCCAAUUUUUAUUGUUACUUUCCGUAUUAUGAGGCACUCAGCGAUUUAUUUAUUGAAUAUUUGUUGAGCGUGUUAAAAGUGCCGAAUUUUUUCAUAUGGAAGCAGAUAAUUGAAGGUCAUUUCAAUCGAUUUUUUAAGAAUGUUCGAUAGAUUAUGCAGCAAUUCAUCAUUGUGAAAAUUUUUGAGAGAAUGGAAAAUGACAAAAAAUUAAAUACACUGUGAAAAUUUUUUCUUUUAUUA